Aedes aegypti (yellow fever mosquito) is the source of this 2644-nucleotide messenger RNA. It is a transcript of the gene Eaat1, whose product is annotated as excitatory amino acid transporter 3. Gene Ontology annotation, cellular component: plasma membrane. Bases 393 to 1796 code for a protein of 467 amino acids. The transcript has 12 exons. NCBI's taxonomy places the organism in Eukaryota, Metazoa, Arthropoda, Insecta, Diptera, Culicidae. Gene Ontology annotation, biological process: L-glutamate transmembrane transport. Gene Ontology annotation, molecular function: neutral L-amino acid transmembrane transporter activity; glutamate:sodium symporter activity; L-glutamate transmembrane transporter activity. The record is from RefSeq and is a predicted model, not a curated record.
AAGCUUACAGCUCUAGCGGCUUUCAGUCCUUUGCGAAUCUGUUAGUUUAUAUUUAAUCGCUGUCGUGGCAAGAGUGAAUCUGGUCGUUCGCUCUCGGUGUGUUCGCUCGCUUGCUUGCUGGUGUCUCAGCGUGCUGUUGGUUCUAGCGUUGUUUAUUGUUAUCAUUUCUGGAAGAACGACGAAAAAACUAAAUCGAACGUGACUCAAUAUACCAGACCAAGAAGGGAAGGAAACCAGUGUUCGAAAGGGCAACAUUGUGUGAAGUGAUUCUUUCAUCCUAUUACCCGCGUAAAAUUACCAGUGACUGGCGAUAGUCGCAGCAGAGCUCCGAUCCAGUGUUUAGUAGCAUAUUAAUUAAAAAACCCUCCCUCCGGCAUCGCUGACCAUCUAUUAUGUCCAACUCGUAUGCGACGAACGGCUCCAGACCGACCUCACGAUGGAAGCGCUUCGUCAAGUCGAACCUACUCACCUUCCUCACGGUGAUAGGUGUGUUUGGCGGCACCACACUAGGUUUGAUGCUCAAAAAUUCCUCCGAGCCAUGGACGCAACGUGAAGUGAUGUACAUCCAGUAUCCGGGAGAUCUAUUCUUACGGAUGCUGAAAUGUUUGAUCGUGCCCUUGUUGGUAUCGUCCAUCACCAGUGCAAUCGGCUCGCUGGAUCUCAGCAUGUCGAAGAAGAUUGCAUUUAGAGCAAUAGUGUACUACUUCACCACCACCAUCUGUGCGGUGGUUCUAGGUAUUAUUCUCGUUAGCACCAUAAGGCCCGGAUCUGGGCCCAACGUGGGCAGUAUGAAGGGUAAGGCUGCCACUCGGCAAGUCCUUACUGCCGAUACGCUUCUAGAUUUAAUCCGGAAUUUAUUCCCACCAAACAUCAUUCAGGCUACCAUGUUCCAGUUCCGCACCAUUCUAGUGCCACCGGAAAACGCCACUGAUGUUCCACUGCAAAAAUACAGAAUCACUUCGGAGUUCACCGAGGGUACCAACGUGCUCGGUUUGGUCAUGUUCAGCGUGGUGCUCGGAGCCUGUAUCGGAAAGAUGCGCGAAGCUGGCAAACCCCUGCAAGGUCUGUUCGAAACACUGAGUGAAGCCAUGAUGAUCAUCACCUCGUGGGUGAUCUGGAUUUCACCGAUCGGUGUGUUCUUCCUGGUGGCUGCCAAGUUGCUGGAGAUGGCUUCCUUUACGGAGGUGCUCGGUCAGUUGGGCUGGUACUUUAUGACUGUGAUGCUAGGGCUGGUGCUGCACGGUUUCGGCACAAUUUCGGUCAUCUUCUUCAUGACCACGCGGAAGCUGGCAUUCCCAUAUAUCGCCCAAAUGAGUCAAGUGCUGGCCACUGCGUUCGGUACCGGAUCAAGCUCAGCUACGAUGCCGAUCACCAUUCGAUGCUUGGACAACAUGGGCAUUGAUCCACGUGUGACACGGUUUGUGAUUCCGGUGGGGGCCACGAUCAACAUGGACGGAACUGCCCUGUACGAAGCCGUUGCCGCUUUGUUCAUUGCCCAGCUGAGGCACAUCCCGCUGUCGUUUGGUCACAUCGUUGCCGUUAGUGUAACAGCAACGGCUGCUUCGAUCGGCGCCGCUGGUAUUCCACAGGCCGGUUUAAUUACCAUGGUUAUGGUAUUGGACACCGUAGGGUUACCAGCUGAGGAUGUGACCAUUAUCAUUGCCGUCGAUUGGUUACUUGAUCGAUUCCGCACAACCAUCAAUGUGAUGUGCGACGCCCUAGGGACGAUUCUAGUGAAUUCUUUGUCCAAGAAUGACUUAGCCAGUACACCAAAUGAAAUUCGUACUGUACAGUAAAUUGACAACAUUUAGUGUUGACCUUAUUUGUAGCGAAUAGCUUGAAGCCGAGCCCCACGAACUAGUCGAACUGCGGCAAGAUUGCAACGAAAAGGAAUGAAUUCCUUCCCACCACCGACCGGCUGCAGUAUCUUCCCUUCCCAGCUCAGAUCAAUCCCCUCCCCCUCCAUGUAACUUAUAGAUGUUGAUCAAUCCAAUCCAAUCGUAUAGGGACAAUUCUCAAAAAAGUAUAGACCAUCCCUUGGUGUAAAGAUAUACGUUUAAAAAAACAAAUGGUACUCACGAUCCACCGUCAACUAUUUAGGUAUAGAUUAGAAGAGAGCGAACACAUCAUCAUGCCGACGAUACCGCUUCGGCCACGUGCUGCCAAAACCGCCAUCUGAAGGCCAUUUUCCCCCAAGGGGAUUGUAGUGAACGAGACGAAUGAAAUUGACGAAAUCACGCACCAUCAUCAACCCCCAUGCUCGUUGUAGAUGUCGUUUGAUAUGAAGAAUUGGAUGCAGCAUAUUUGGACACCAUAUUGAGACAUCACCCCCAUCCACUACAGUGUUAAAUAGUGUGGUUUUCAUCCCUCAGCGUUAGCAUUAGAAAUAUGUAAUACCUUCUAAGGGUAUGAAAGACUUCCAAGAGCUCUAGCAUUAAAUACUGUGCCACACUCGACGAAGGCUUACGAACCAAACAAAAAAAAAGUACAGAUUGGGACCGAACUCCAACGCAAAGAAAAACACAUGUGAAUGUUGUCGUACAUAUUCUGAGAUCAUGCAAAAAUAGACCAUACGAGCUUAAGCCUAACAUUGUUAAUGUUUAUUGUAUAUUUAAAAUACUUACAAAUAUAUUUUAAUAAUUAA